AUGACGGCAGCAAGUGGAUGUGGUCGCAGUUCUGGGUGGACAGGUUCAUGUACCAGGAGCACUGCUGCCAGAAACAAACAAAAGAACGAAUGAAAGCCUUUUUGGAGGGUAGAACCGUGGCUGGUGAAGACCAGAGCUGCUCAGAGGCCGCCCUGCGGAAGGGAGCACGCAGGAGUGUGCGCAUCCGCAGUGUGCACAGCAGCGUCACGGGUUCAUCAUGCCUAGUGGCAUAUAAAAAGACUCCACCUCCUGUCCCACCUCGGACCACAUCAAAGCCGUUCAUCUCUGUCACUGUGCAGAGCAGCACCGAGUCGGCGCAGGACACCUACCUGGACAGCCAGGACCACAAGAGCGAGGUCACCAGCCAGUCAGGACUCAGCAAUUCCUCGGACAGCUUGGACAGCACCAGGACACCCAGCGUGACAAGGGGCAGCGUCGUGACCCCGGCGAGAGAGACCGCAGAGUUACCCCAGAAAAAUGCAACUCUGAAAAGUGACAAAGGGACUCUGACUAGCGAAGAGCCUAAAGUGGAGAAUAUCCCCAAGAGAAAGCUGUCGUCUAUAGGAAUACAAGUUGACUGCCUUCAGCCAGUGGCAAAAGAGGAGCCUCCUCCGCCAGCCACCAAAUUCCAGUCCAUCGGGGUACAGGUAGAGGACGAGUGGCGAAACAGCCACUCUCGCAGCAUGUCCUCCAAACAGGACACAGACUCUGACACGCAGGAACCCAAUAACUCUAGCUGUAAAGCAUCUGAGAGAAGCCUCGCUGAGUGCCCCCAGCACAACUCUGUUGGUGUUGAUGCCGCGACCAGGCAACCAGCCAAGCCCUCGCAGAUCAAGAGAAACCUCUCCUAUGGAGAAAACAACGACCCAGCCCUGGAGCCUUCGUCUCUCCCUCCUCCUGACCCCUGGCUCGAGACGUCCUCCACCUCGCCAUCAGAACCCAUGCAGCCAGGAGCCUGCCGGCGGGACGGGUACUGGUUCCUGAAGCUGCUGCAGGCAGAGACAGAGCGGUUGGAAGGCUGGUGCCGCCAGAUGGACCAGGAGACCAAAGAGAACAGUCUCUCUGAAGAAGUCUUAGGAAAAGUCCUGAGUGCAGUGGGCAGUGCCCAGUUGCUGAUGUCGCAGAAGUUCCAGCAAUUCCACGGCCUCUGUGAACAAAACUUGAACCCUAAUGCCAAUCCCAGACCCACAGCCCAGGACCUAGCUGGGUUUUGGGAUCUCCUGCAGUUGUCCAUCGAAGACAUCAGCAUGAAGUUUGAUGAGCUGUACCACCUGAAAGCCAAUAGCUGGCAAUUGGCAGAGACACCGGAGAGAAAG
This is a messenger RNA of Mesitornis unicolor (brown roatelo), 1316 nucleotides long. RefSeq names its product disks large-associated protein 4-like. The record is from RefSeq and is a predicted model, not a curated record. Gene Ontology annotation, molecular function: molecular adaptor activity. The transcript is spliced from 6 exons. Gene Ontology annotation, biological process: signaling. The annotation marks the transcript as partial. Gene Ontology annotation, cellular component: glutamatergic synapse; postsynaptic specialization. NCBI's taxonomy places the organism in Eukaryota, Metazoa, Chordata, Aves, Mesitornithiformes, Mesitornithidae.